CCGGUUCGAAGCACAGGUGAGCAGGUGCGCAUCGGAAGCACGUGAACGGUGUGGUUUCUGUUGCGGGAAGAAAAUCAAGUGCAGGUACUGAAGAAUCAACUGCCUGUGUUUUCUGCAUCUGGACCAGGAUAGAGUAUCAUCUGUGUGUGUCAGUAUGAGGUUUAAACAGGAAGUGAGUCCUGUGCUUGAGCUGAUGUUUCGAAUGCUGGUCAGGUUGUAUUCGCUGGUGUCAUACCUGCCGUAUCUGCUGCUGAAAUCUUCAGACUCUGAAUCUCUGUCUGAGUGCUCAAGGAGGGUGAAGGCCCGGUCUGUGAGCGCUCAUCCGGAGGGGCCGUACCGGGACGUGUCCGCUUUACAGACGCUUUCAGUGUGUGUGCAGCGCGAAGUGAACACACUCGACCGGGUGUUUGAAGCGUCUGUGAGACGAAAUCCUGAACAUGACUGUCUGGGGACACGAGAGAUGCUGAGCGAAGAAGAUGAGCGACAGGAGGAUGGAAGAGUCUUCAAGAAGGUGAUAUUGGGAGAGUAUCGCUGGAUGUCGUAUGAUCAGGUGUAUAGAGAGGCGAGAGAGUUUGGAAGCGGUCUGACUUCUCUGGGACAGAAACCUCUGACAAACAUCGCCAUCUUUUGUGAAACCAGAGCCGAGUGGAUCAUAGCAGCGCUGGCCUGUUUCAACAACAACUUCCCAUUGGUAACUCUUUACUCUACUCUUGGUGGUCCUGCGAUUGUUCAUGGACUCAAUGAAGCCGAAGUUUCUCACAUCAUCACCAGCACAGAACUUCUGAAAACCAAACUCAAGGAUAUUUUGUUGGAGGUACCGAGGUUACGUCACAUCAUCGUUGUUGAUAAUAAACUGGAUGGCGGGUCAGUUUACCCACGAGGCAUCAGUGUUCACAGCAUGAGCGCUGUGCAGAGAGUGGGAGCACAGCCUGAGAACGCGUCGAGACAGGUACUUCCUCCGUGUGCGUCUGAUAUCGCUGUGAUCAUGUACACGAGUGGAUCCACCGGAAUACCAAAAGGAGUCAUGAUCUCUCACAGUAACAUUAUUGCAGGAAUUACCGGAAUGUCUGAGAGGAUUCCCAACCUCGGUAAGGGUGACGCAUACAUUGGUUAUCUUCCGCUGGCUCAUGUUUUAGAGUUGAGCGCUGAGUUGGUGUGUUUAGCUCAUGGGUGUAGAAUUGGCUACUCUUCACCACAAACACUCGCUGACCAGUCAACAAAGAUAAAGAAGGGAAGUAAAGGAGAUUGUAGCGUCCUGCAGCCCAGUCUCAUGGCAGCUGUACCAGAGAUCAUGGACCGGAUCUAUAAGAAUGUGAUGCUGAAGGUGGAGCAGAUGAGUGUUUUUCAGAGAACUCUGUUUCUAUUGGCUUAUAACUAUAAGAAGGAGCAGCUCGCUUUGGGAUACAACACCCCCCUGUGUGACAGGCUGGUCUUCCGGAAAGUUCGGGCGUUACUAGGUGGCCGUUUACGGGUGUUGUUAUCAGGCGGUGCUCCGUUGUCAGCGGAGACCCAGCGCUUCAUGAACAUCUGUUUCUGUUGUCCUGUGGGUCAGGGGUACGGCCUCACAGAGACCAGCGGUGCUGGAACCAUCAGUCAGCUUUGGGAUUACAGUACGGGAAGAGUCGGAGCACCUCUGGUUUGCUGUGAGAUCCAGCUGAAGGACUGGACGGAGGGUGGUUACCAGAGCACAGAUAAACCCUGUCCACGAGGAGAGAUUCUGAUUGGUGGACCUAAUGUAACCAUGGGGUACUAUAAGAACAAGAAGAACUGUGAGGAUUUCUUUGUGGAUAAGAAAGGCCAGCGGUGGUUCUGCACGGGAGACAUCGGAGAGUUUCAUGGAGACGGUUGUCUAAAGAUUAUUGACCGUAAGAAGGACCUGGUGAAGCUUCAGGCUGGAGAAUAUGUUUCUUUGGGAAAGGUGGAAGCCGUCCUGAAAAACUGCCCUCUCAUCGACAACAUCUGUGCAUAUGCCAACAGCAAUGAAUCUUACGUAAUUGGCUUCGUGGUGCCCAAUCAGAAACAGCUCAUGGCGCUUGCAGAGAGGCGGCGUGUCAAUGGUUUGUGGGAAGAGCUUUGUAACAGCCCUGUCAUUGAGGAGGAGGUGCUUAAAGUCAUCACAGAGGUGGCACUGACAGCUCAGUUAGAAAGGUUUGAGAUUCCAUGUAAGAUCUGUUUGAGUACGGAUGCCUGGACCCCGGAGACAGGCCUUGUGACGGACGCUUUUAAACUCAAACGGAGAGAACUGAAAACUCAUUACCAGCAUGAUAUCGAGAGAAUGUACGGUGCCAAAUAAGAACCAUUUCUGAUUACAACCACUGAAAAAUAAUGUAUAGAUUGAAUGCAUUGUAAUUCGCUUUGAAUAAAAAGCAUCCGCCAAAUGCAUAAAUGUAAAUAAAUGGACAGCUUGACAAAACUGGACCACCAAUCAGGACUUCAAAAGAAGUAUUUCAAUAAUGAUAUGGCCAGAUAAAUCCUAGCAUCAUUUUCUCAGAUUUGACCCAAAUCACUCUUGAACGUCUAUCCAAUCAGAUUGGAGGUACAGAAGUAGGAAUUCUAUCCUGCUCGAAAGCUGUGCAUCAUGUGAUAAACUCAUGCUCUCAGCAGGAAUCAUUUAGACAUUAAACAGAACAACUUUCUCUACUGUUUGUAAUCUUUCUUUAACUUUAAUCUCUUGAUCUUGUCAUGUGUGAACUGUCUUAAAGAGACAAAUUGAGCAAAUUAUAUAAAAAUAUCUUGAACAAAUUUGUCUUUCUCUAUUAGACUUACAUUAAUUCAGUUUUUAGUAAGUGUAUAUUGGCUAAUGCAGAGUAUGAAAUGUAUGCCUAUUAAAGUUAUCCUGCUGGACAGAAUACAA
This is a messenger RNA of Triplophysa dalaica, 2854 nucleotides long. It is a transcript of the gene acsl3a, whose product is annotated as acyl-CoA synthetase long chain family member 3a. NCBI's taxonomy places the organism in Eukaryota, Metazoa, Chordata, Actinopteri, Cypriniformes, Nemacheilidae. The record is from RefSeq and is a predicted model, not a curated record. Gene Ontology annotation, biological process: neuron differentiation; long-chain fatty acid metabolic process; long-chain fatty-acyl-CoA metabolic process. The transcript is spliced from 15 exons. Gene Ontology annotation, cellular component: plasma membrane; lipid droplet; endoplasmic reticulum. Gene Ontology annotation, molecular function: long-chain fatty acid-CoA ligase activity. The coding region runs from base 155 to 2293 and encodes 712 amino acids.